GGCUUGUAUAGUCAAUAUCCGGUGGUGAUAUACUAAGUUCUAUCGUUGAACGUAGACUGUUCGGGUCGUUGUUGAAAAAUCGCUUCAUUCCCGCCAUUACGUACCGAGUGGGAAUUUGAUUACCGAAGGAAGGCACGAUGACGGACAACCAGUAUUCAAAUUACCAACAACAGGGGUAUAAUCAGUAUAAUCAGCCACCACCUUCUGGUGGUCAAGAUACUUCAUACCCACCACCAUCCAGUGGUGGUAGUGGUGGUUACAAUCAAUAUAGUCAACCACCACCAAGUAGCGGAAGCAAUUAUGGCAGUUACAACAGUUACAAUUCCAGUAGUGGCCAAGACUACAAUCCAUCACAAAGUCAAAGCAGUUACCAGACUUAUGGUAGUGGAGGUUCUGGAAAUAGUGGUGGCAGCAGCAAUUAUAAUAGCAGUUAUGGUCAUGGAGGUGGAGGUGGAGGCAGUGGAGGCUACAGCCGUAAUAGUUCUGGUGGAGGCUAUGGUGGAGGUCAAGGAGGAGGCGGUGGCAGUAGAUAUGGAGAUCGUGGGGGAUACAGUGACCGCUCUGGCGGUAGUUACAACAGUGGCGGUGGCCGUGGUGGUUAUAACAAAGGGGGCUACGGUGACCGUGGUGGUGGCAAUGAUGGAAUGGUUACACAAGAAGAUACAAUUUUUGUAUCUGGUAUGGAUCCUUCAAUUUCGGAAGAAGAAAUUUGUCAACACUUUGGAGCCAUCGGUAUUAUCAAACAUGAUAAGCGAACAGGAAAACCUAAAGUAUGGAUGUACAAAGAUAAAAACACUGGCAAAUCUAAAGGCGAAGCUACCGUUACUUAUGAUGAUCAGAAUGCUGCACGUUCUGCGAUAGACUGGUUCGAUGGAAAAGAAUUCAAAGGACGAACUAUAAAAGUACAAAUUGCUCAGCACAAAAGCAACUGGCAAGGUAAUCGUAGUGGUGGAAGUCGCGGUGGGGGUGGCCGAGGUCGUGGAAGCGGUGGUUUUGGAAGUCGUGGCGGUGGCGGUGACAGAGAUGAUCAUCAUCAUCGAGGUGGUGGAAGUGAUGAUCGACGUGAUGGAGGUAGCCGUGGAGGAGAUUGGAGAUGUCCCAAUCCAGAAUGUGGCAAUACAAAUUUCGCAUGGAGGGAUCAAUGUAACCUCUGCAAAAGUUUAAAACCACAAGGUGCUGGUGGUAGCAGUGGUGGUGGAAGAGGAAAUCGUGGUGGAGACCGAGGUGGUCGAGGAGGCUUCAGAAGUGAUAGAGGUGGUCGAGGUGGUGAUAGAGGUGGUCGAGGGGGCUUCCGUGGUGGAGAUAGGGGAGGAAGAGGUGGACGAGGUGGUCCGAUGAGAGGCGGCGGAGGCCGAGGAGAUAGAGAUAGAGAUCGCCAGCGUCCUUAUUAAGUACAGUCUGAAAAGUGAUGUCACUUGUUGACGUAUGUACACAGUUUGUACACAAUCUCUUGACGUAUGUACAUUUGUCGUAAGACAGAAAUCAUAUUACACUCCAUUAUCAUCGAUUUGUUUUCUCAUACAUUUUUUAUAUUCACAAAAAUCGAUGCGUGACGUGUAAUUUUUGUGUUUUAUAUACGUAUGUAAAUGAUAAACAUAUGUGUAAAGUUACAUUUUAAUAAAUAAGACUUUAAACCUA
Messenger RNA from Frieseomelitta varia, 1638 nucleotides. Its product is annotated as RNA-binding protein cabeza-like. The coding region runs from base 138 to 1391 and encodes 417 amino acids. The transcript has 8 exons. Gene Ontology annotation, molecular function: RNA binding; transcription coregulator activity. Gene Ontology annotation, cellular component: nucleus. Gene Ontology annotation, biological process: regulation of DNA-templated transcription. NCBI's taxonomy places the organism in Eukaryota, Metazoa, Arthropoda, Insecta, Hymenoptera, Apidae. The record is from RefSeq and is a predicted model, not a curated record.